Messenger RNA from Myxocyprinus asiaticus (Chinese sucker), 7372 nucleotides. Its product is annotated as nucleoprotein TPR-like. Gene Ontology annotation, biological process: mRNA export from nucleus; protein import into nucleus. The record is from RefSeq and is a predicted model, not a curated record. Bases 25 to 7095 code for a protein of 2356 amino acids. The transcript has 50 exons. Gene Ontology annotation, molecular function: structural constituent of nuclear pore. Gene Ontology annotation, cellular component: nuclear pore. Lineage: Eukaryota; Metazoa; Chordata; Actinopteri; Cypriniformes; Catostomidae.
GGAGGAGCCAUUGGAACGAAAAAAAUGGCGGCUGUGUUGCAGCAAAUAUUGGAGCGGUCGGAGAUAUCUAAAUUACAAAAAACUGCCGUAACUAAAUUGGAGAAGUACAUUUCAGAACAGCAAUGUGAAAUUGAUUGUCUGAAGGCACACCAGGAGCAAUAUCGAGUGGACAGUGAACAACAUUAUUUUGACAUCGAGAAGAAGUUCGCAGAGAGCCAAGCUCAGUUUGUGUCCCAGACUCAAGAACACCAUAUUCUAAAAGAAAAGUGCUGUAAACUAGAGGAUGAGCUUAAAUGUCUAUGGGAAACAAAUAAGGAGCAAGAAUCCUCAUACACUAAACUGGAAUCUCAACAGAAUGAACUUUACAAAGCCAAAGAUGCGCUUGAGGUGGAGAAGAGAGAGCUUGUGCAGACUUUGGAAAGAAGAUCCCAGGAGAUGGGACAUCAGAGUGAGGACUUGAAGCGUCUUAAUGAUAGAUUGGUGGAGGUCAAUGCAGAGAAGAUGCAGCUUCAGCUCAGAUUGGAUAAAUUGGAAGCCUCUGAGGUCUCGGUCAAGUAUAAAGAGAAGCGAAUGGAGCAGGAGAAAGAUCUACUCCAAAGUCAAGUGACCUGGCUGAACACUGAGCUUAAGGCCAAGAGUGACGAGCUACUGUCUCUCUCCCGGCAGAGAGGCAAUGAGAUCCUAGAGCUGCAGUGCACUCUGAAUAACAAGGAGGAUGAGAUCGCUCGACUCCAAGAUCAGGUGACCAGUCUGAAGGCGUCCAAUGAGAGCCUUCAGAGGCAAGCAGAGGAGAUGAUCACCAAGCUGAGAGAGGUAAAGGAACAGCAAGCCAGUUUGGAGGAGAAGUUCAGCAAUGAACUCAAUGCAAACAUCAAGAUCUCAAAUUUGUAUAAGGGAGCAGCAGCUGAUGCUGAGGCCAAGAGUGAGGAGCUCAGUAGAGCUGUGGAGGAACUUCACAAGUUGCUUAAAGAGGCAGGAGAAGCACAUAAAGCUCUAGAAGUGAAGAUGGCAGAGCUGGAGAGUUGUAAGGAUAAGGAAAUCGCUGAACUGAAAGAGAAAAUCAGCAGCCAGGAGAAAGAGCUUGAUAACGCUAAUGAGCUGCUGUCUGACACCAAACACAGAGGAGCUGCUUCAAUUCUCAUAGAGGACCAGGUGACCACCAUGUCACCCACCGCAGCUGUAGUCGCCAAAGUCAUAAAACCAGGCAUGAAACUCACAGAGAUCUAUUCAGCAUAUGUCGAGACGCAAAAACAGCUGCAACAAGAGAAGCUUGAGAACAAACGGCUGCACAAGUACUUGGAUGACAUUGUGCAGGAGAUGGAAGCCAAAGGGCCUAUUCUGAAGAGGCAGAGAGAGGAGAGUGAGCGCAUGCAGAAGUCUGUUUCCAAUCUCUCUGCUAAACUAGAGCAAGCAGUCAUGGAGGUCCACCGCUUGCAAAAAGAAGCAGAUGAAGCCAAUAAACAUUCCUCUGUGCUGGAGAGAGACAACCAGAGGUUUGAGGUGCAGCUGGCUGAUAUGUCUCAACAGGUCCGUGUCCUCCUGAUUGAGCUUGAGGAGGCACGCGGGAACCACGUUAUGCGUGAGGAAGAUGAGGUGUGUUCUGCGGAUGUGAGCAGCACUUCUGAGGUGAUCUCUCAGCACCUGGUCACCUUCCGCAGCAUCGAAGAGCUGCAGCAGCAGAAUCAGCGCCUCCUAGUGGCUCUCAGAGACCUCAGCGAGGCCAAGGAGAAGGAUGAGUUGGAUGGAGACAUCAUGAAACGCAGUGAGGUGGAGCAGUAUCUAGAGGAGCUGCAGCGUGAGUUGGAGCAGUUGAAGGAAAAGAGAGCUCAGGACCUGCAGAAGGUUGAUGCUGUUGCACGACAGAGGGACAUGUUCCGCGUGCUUUUGACCCAGACCACUGGAGUCGCCUUCCCACAGCUGGGUGCUGUUACUGAGGAGCUUAUGCUGACUUCCACGCCCCGCCGAUCUCCAGCCGUCACACCCACUGCAGUUACUCCUACAGGACUGGUUGCCACAGCGAUAGAAUCCACAGAGUCAGUAGAGGCCAAGGCUGCCCUAAAGCAGCUUCAGGAAGUCUUUGUGGCCUAUAAGAAGGAAAAAAAUGAAUCUGAGAAGGCUCUGACAGAGCAAAGUGAGAAGCUACAAGAUCAAGUAACCGAACUGCACUCUGAAAACACCAAGAUAUCCACACAGCUGGAGUUCACCUCCAAACGGUAUGAGAUGCUCCAGGAUAAUGUGGAGGGCUACCGUAAGGAGAUUGCCUCUCUGAAUGAGAAGACUCAGAAACAGGCUGCAGCCAUUCAGAAGAGUGAACAGACCAUACACACUCUCACCCAAAAUAUGAAAGAAGCAACAGAGAAACUCACCUUUGCCGUGUCUGAGGCAGAGAACCUGCGGAAAGAAAGAGACAUGUUGAAGAUGAUGGAGACCAGACUGACCCAGGAGAAAGAGUCCAUCCAGGCCCAACAGCUUGGCCAAAACAUGCUGCUGACCAACCUCAAAUCAAUGCAGGCAAUUCUAGAGCACUCGGAGACGGAGACUAGGCAGCGGCUGAAUGCUCAGAUUGAGAAACAGGAGAGAGAGAUUGCUCAGCUUCAAAAGAGACUCGAGAAUGAGGUGGAACAGAAGCACCUGCUUGCACGCAAUCAAGACAUGCAGUUGAUGGAUGCUAAAAGGCAGCUGGAUUCACAGGCAGCCCAGCACCAGAGGACCAGAGAACAACUGAGUGCUGCCCAACAGGAGCUCAGCAACCUGAGGCUGCAGAUGAGCAGCAGUGAGAGUCGGCUGGCAUCCCCCACCACACACACAGGCCUGCAUAGCAAUGAGGGAGACAUGGAGGUUCUGCGCACCCAGCUGAAGCGAGCUCAGAGCAGUGCGGAAGAAUUGGCUGAGUGCAUGAAAAACACCACUGCCAGUAUGGAACAGUACAAGGCCAUGAGUCUUAGCCUGGAGGAAUCUCUUGAUAAAGAGAAACAAGUGACAGAGCAGGUGCGUGCUUCUGUUGAAAUCCAGUUGAAGGCAGCUCAGGAUCAAAACAAACAGCUUGAGCAGAAACUCCUUGAAGUGGACAAGGAAAAGCAAAGCUUGCAGGAGGAGAACAACCGAGCUGUUGCUGCUGUGGAGCAGCAGCUGAGCGAGCUAAAAAAAUCUCUGAGUAGCCUGCAGGCGGAGCACCAGAGCGCCCUGGAUAGAGCCACUGUUGCUACAGCCCAAGAGCAGCAAGCCAUUCUGGACGGUCAAGAACAGGCCAGGCUGGCAGCUGAGGCGCAGGAUAAGUAUGAGAGGGAGAUGUUGCUGCAUGCGGCUGAUGUGGAGGCCCUUCAGGCAGCCAAAGCUCAGGCUCAGCAGGUGACUCUUCUUAGACAGCAACUAGAAGAAAAAGUUCAGAGCACCAGUGCACAGCUGCUGGAGGCUCGGAUCUCCUGGGAGGAACAAGAAAAGAUACUCAAGGAAGAGCAGUGUAAGUUACAGUCUCGCUGUGAGGACUUGCAGAGGCAGAAUGCACUCCUCCACGAGCAGAUUCAGAGUCUGAGUGGACAGAUGGCCAGUCAGCUGCAGCGAGCAGCCAGUGAAAGUCCACUCAACAUCUCGCUGACUGAAGAGGGCAAGUCUCAGGAGCAGCUCCUUGAGAUCCUCAGGUUUGUGCGGCGGGAGAAAGAGAUCGCAGAGUCUCGAUUUGAGGUGGUUCAGGGGGAGAGUCUUAGACACAGGCUGAGAGUGGAGCAUCUGGAGAGACAGUUGAAGGACCUACAGGAGAGUCUGAGAGCAGAACGGGAGAGGAUGCAGGUGACCGCAAAGACUCUGGCUCAGCAUGAUGAGCUGAUGAAGAAGACUGAAACAAUGAACGUGCUUAUGGAUACCAAUAAGAUGCUAAGAGAGGAGAAAGAAAAACUGGAGCAGGAGCUCCUGGAGACUCAGGCCAAGGUGCGUAAACUGGAGUCAGAAAUCUUGCCUAUGCAGGAGUCCAAUGCAGAGCUGAGUGAGAAAAGUGGCAUGUUACAGGCAGAGAAGAAGCUUCUGGAAGAGGACAUAAAACGUUGGAAAGCUCGCACUCAGCAACUGGUGAGCCAGCAGAAAGAUACUGACCCAGAGGAGUACAAGCGCCUGCACUCUGAGAGGGAGGGCCACCUCAAACGCAUCCAGCAGCUCACAGAGGAGACGGGCCGACUCAAAGCUGAGGCUACCAGGAACAGUGGCUCAUUGACCAUGCUGCAGUCUCAGUUGCAGAACCUCAGGGAGAACCUAGGAAAGGUAAUGUUUGAGAGAGACAGUUUGAAGAAGGACAUGGAGGCCAAAAAUCUGGACAUCCAGGAGAAAAUCAAGACUAUCACACAGGUCAAGAAGAUUGGCCGGCGUUAUAAAACCCAGUAUGAGGAGCUCAAGGUUGAAUACGACAAGAUGGUAGCUGCAGCAGCCUCAGCACCAGCUCAGGAUCAGGAGGCCCAACAGGCAUCAGCUCAAGAACUUCAGGGUCUCAGAGAGUCGCUCAGCCAGUCAGAGAGCAGGACAAGGGAACUUGAAGGCCAGCUGGAGAAUCUCAAUAGAACUGUUGGUGAGAGGGAAGCAGAGGCACGCAGUGCACAGGAACAAGCCUCCCGUCUGCAGGGAGAGCUAACGCGCCUCAGACAGGAGCUUCAGGAGAAAUCCUCUCAGGAGGAGCGACUUAAACAGCAGCUUGGAGAAAAGGAGGAGAGAACUAAGAAGGCCAUACUAAUGGCCAAGCAGAAAAUCAGCCAGCUUACUGGUGUAAAAGGUCAGCUCCAGAUAGAAAAUGAAGAGCUGAAGCAACAAAAAGAGGAACUGGAGGUACGGGUAAGCGCUCUUAAGUCUCAGUACGAGGGUCGUCUGAACAGACAGGAGAGAGAGCUGCGAGACCUCCGUGAGCAGCAGGAGAGACAUGGAGAGCAGAGGGACGAGCCUCCAGAGCAGGGCUCCAGCAAGACCCAGGAACAGCAGAGAACAACUGAGCAGCGUCAGAUCUCUCUGAAGACCACACCAGUGGCAGACAGAGGGAGUGCAAGCACUUCAGAACCUCCAACUGCUAACAUAAAGCCUACACCACUUGCGGCAACCCCCAGCAAACCUCCAGCCAUCCCUGGGAACAAGUCCACCCCAAGAGCCAGCAUUAAACCAAUGAUCACUCCUGCCCCCGUGCCCACCCCUACACCCACUGCUACAGUCAUGCCUACCACACAGGUGGAGAGCCAGGAAGCUAUGCAGUCAUCCGAGGGCCCGUUAGAGCAUGUGACUGUGUACGGCAGUGCCAGCGGUUCAGUGCGGUCAACUAGCCCUAAUGUUCAGAGCACGCUGGCGCAACCCUUGCUGAAUGUUCAACAGCAGAGCCAAGCCACUGCAUUCAUCCAACCCACUCAGCAGCAAACCCAACCUCCUGCUGAACCAUCCAAUCAGGAGCCACCAGCUGCUGUAAUGAUAACAGCCUCACAGUUAGAUAGGCCUAUGUCUACAUCCACAAGCUUGUGGAGUACCACUCCUAGCACAAGCAGUGCUAGUGCAGUGGCAGCUUCUACUAGUAGCGCCUUGACCAAACGCCCCCGUGAAGAGGAGCAAGAGAGCAUGUCUGCAGACACGCAGUCCCAGGAUGAGCCCAAUGACAGUCCCAUUUGCAAGAGGGUCCGCAUCCAUAGAGUGGGGUUGGAGGAAGAGAUGUUGGCUGAGGACAGCACCGAGGCUGAGAGUGUUGUACCAGGGGAGAGCCAGGAGGCCCCUGAUGCUGGUCAGGAGUUGGAGAGCUACUCUACUUUGGAGGAGAUGGAUGAGGAGCCUGGACCAUCUCAGUCUGUCCCUGGGGACCGACUUCUGCCCCAGCCCUCAGAGACCCAUCGAAGCCCAGAUGGGCCCGAUCAACAUGUCAUAGUUAUCGUUAGUGACACAGACAGUGAGGAAGACCAUGAAGAAGAAUCAGAGGAGGAAGAGGAGGAAGAAGAGCAGGAUUAUGAAGAGGAAGAUGAGGAAGAAGAGGAGGAGGAUGACGAUGAUGAUGAGGAGGAGGAUGGUGGUAUUGGGGAAGAGGGAGAAGACAGCAAUGAAGGGAGUGGCAGCAGAGAUGGCAAUGAGGCCUACGAGAGAGAUGAGACAGAGGGUCCUGAUCACACAGAUCCAGGUACUGAGACGGAGGAAAGUCUUGGAGCAACAGACUCCACUCAGCGUAUGGCUGACUCGCAGAGCACCAGCUUUGAAACUGGUACAUUGGAGGCCUUUGCAGAUCCACCUGUCACCAGCUCCGCCCCCCGACCUCCACAAUCACCCAGGAGACCACAGCACCCUCUGCCACCUCGACUAAACAUAUUGGCCCCACCUACUCAGGAGUUGGGGCCACCUGCUCAUGUCCAGCGUCUCCCUGUUCGACGGCAGUCAGUGGGACGAGGCCUUCAGCUUACCCCUGGAAUGGCCAGUAGUGCACAGCAUAUCUUUGAAGACGAUGACAGGAUGGUGCCCAGCACCCCUACACUAGUCAUUCCUCAUCGCUCUGAUGGAUUUGCUGAAGCAAUCCAUUCUCCACAGGUUGUAGGUGUAACACGGUUCCGUUUCGGGCUUUCAGAUGAUCUCCCACACACCAGCUCUUCCCAUUCAGACCAUGGCCAGCUGCCCUCACAAGGUUUAGGCAUGUAUGACAGUUCGGUUUUCCUUGGAGCUCAUGAGGAGGAGUCAGGGGGCCGCAGUGUGCCCACAACCCCACUACAGAUUGCUGCUCCUGUGACGAUUUUCUCAGAGACUGUGCCAUCUGACAUAACUGAACAUGCUUCUCAGUCGGUGCCCAUGGUGAGCACCUCCACGCCAGGUCUCAGUGCUCCAACAGGCGCUAGUGGAGUGGAGGAGAAUGACGAUAUGUUUAUGGAGGCAGUUGGAGAAAGUGCUGAAGCUUCACUUGAGCCUGUGUCUCAGACUGAGGCAGAGGAACCAGCCCAGCCUUCAGAUGAGGCCAAUCUGCCCUCCACUAGUCAGGAGCCUUCCUCUAGUUCUGCAGACACAAGCUGCACUCAGCCUCCCAAAGCCAGAACAGGGUCCAGCAGACAGUGGGCUGGUAGUCGAGGUACCAGGAGCUUGGUAAAGAGAGGUAAGACGAUGACGUUUUAGGCUCUCCCACUCUGGCAAAUGAAUCUGAUGGAGCGAACGUCAUGGGUGUGAAGGGACGUUUUGCCAGGUGAAGCAAUCUCCAACAGUGUGGUCAUCAUUCCAGUCCCUGCAGCAACACAGUCUGAAUUAAUACAGUUCCAAACGAACAGUCUGAUCUUUGUUCUGCUUCAAGGCUUCAUUCAGUGUGUUAUAAUUGUUUUCUUAAUGUUGAGCAACCCAUUUAUUUUAAUGAUUUUACACCAUACAAUAAAAAUAAUUUUGUUUUGAAGGAAAUUUU